AUCUCCGGGCGCUUGGUGGCGGGCCGGAGGUGGCGGUGCAGGCGGCCAUGGCGCUGCGCGCGGCCGUGUUCGACCUGGACGGGGUCCUGGCGCUGCCUUCGGUGGCCGGCGCCUUCGGCCGCGCGGAGGAGGAGCUGGCGCUGCCCGGAGGCUUUCUGAAUGAAGCUUUCCAGAGAGGAGGCCCAGAUGGUCCCAGUGCCCGCCUCAUGAGGGGUGAGAUCACAUAUUCCCAGUGGGUCCCACUCAUGGAAGAAGACUUCAGGAAGUGUGCCGAGGACUCUGGAAUCUGCCUCCCUGAGAAUUUCUCUGUAAGUCAAGUCUUUAGCAAGGCGGCUGCAGCGAGAAAGAUCAACUACCCCAUGCUUCAAGCAGCUCUUGCUCUCAGAAAGCAGGGAUACACAACCUGCAUCCUCACCAACAACUGGCUGGAUGACAGUGCUCAGAGGGGCAUCUUGGCCCAGCUGGUGUGUGAACUGAGGCCACACUUUGACUUCCUGAUAGAGUCGUGCAGGAUCAGAAUGACCAAGCCUGAUCCUCAGAUCUACAAGUUCGUGCUGGACACCUUGAAGGCAAGCCCCAAUGAGCUUCUCCAAGCUCCAGCUGCUCUGCCAAUCCCGUGCAAUCCCAGCGACGUGAGCCACGGCUAUGUGACAAUAAAGCCUGGGGUGCGUAUGCAUUUUGUGGAGCUGGGCUCUGGCCCUGCCGUGUGCCUGUGCCAUGGAUUUCCUGAGAGCUGGUUCUCUUGGAGGUACCAGAUCCCUGCUCUGGCUCAGGCGGGUUUCCGGGUGCUAGCUCUGGAUAUGAAAGGCUACGGAGAGUCGUCUGCUCCUCCUGAAAUAGAAGAAUAUUCCUUGGAAGUGUUAUGCAAGGAGAUGGUAACCUUCCUGGAUAAGCUGGGGAUCACUCAAGCCGUGUUCAUUGGCCACGAUUGGGGAGGCUUGCUGGUGUGGACCAUGGCUCUCUUCUACCCAGAGAGAGUGAGGGCAGUGGCCAGUUUGAAUACUCCCUUCGUACCAGCAGAUCCCCGUGUACCCCCAAUGGAGAGAAUCAAAGCCAAUCCUGUUUUUGAUUACCAGCUCUACUUUCAAGAACCAGGAGUGGCUGAGGCUGAACUGGAACAGAACCUGAGCCGGACUUUCAAAAGCUUCUUCAGAGCAAGUGAUGAGAUGAAGGCUUUUCUCUCCGUGAGCAGAGUCUGUGAAAGGGGAGGACUCUUUGUGACAACCCCCCAAGAGCCCAGCCUCAGCCACAUCGUCACGGAGGAGGACAUCCAGUUCUACGUGCAGCAGUUCAAGAAGUCUGGUUUCAGGGGUCCCCUAAACUGGUAUCGAAACAUGGAAGUAAACUGGCUGUGGGGCUGCACAGGCUUGGGACGAAAGAUCCUGGUUCCUGCCCUGAUGGUGACAGCCGAGAAGGAUGCUGUGCUCACUCCGAAGAUGUCCAAGCAUAUGGAGGACUGGAUCCCCAACCUGAAAAGGGGACACAUUGAGGAUUGUGGACACUGGACACAGAUGGAGAAGCCCACCGAGCUGAAUCAGAUCCUCAUCGAGUGGCUGGAGACUGAUGCCAGGGACCCAGCGGUGGUCUCAAAGCUGUAGGGUAUGGCGUGUGCCAGCCCCCAGCAGGCCUUCGAGCCCUUCCUCUGUUGGGCUUGGAACGCAGAGGAAGCCUUUCCGGCACCUCUUGAGACCACCAGCUUCGUUCCAAGGGGGUUUACUCCCAAGAGUGGUUUCCUUUAAAUAAAGAGUCAAAUCUGAUAUAACAUUAGAUUCA
This is a messenger RNA of Suricata suricatta (meerkat), 1773 nucleotides long. It is a transcript of the gene EPHX2, whose product is annotated as epoxide hydrolase 2. Bases 48 to 1598 code for a protein of 516 amino acids. The transcript is spliced from 18 exons. Gene Ontology annotation, cellular component: peroxisome. Gene Ontology annotation, molecular function: lipid phosphatase activity; magnesium ion binding. Gene Ontology annotation, biological process: cholesterol homeostasis; phospholipid dephosphorylation. The record is from RefSeq and is a predicted model, not a curated record. NCBI's taxonomy places the organism in Eukaryota, Metazoa, Chordata, Mammalia, Carnivora, Herpestidae.